This is a messenger RNA of Lycium ferocissimum, 2546 nucleotides long. RefSeq lists its product as uncharacterized. The transcript is spliced from 11 exons. The coding region runs from base 1934 to 2410 and encodes 158 amino acids. NCBI's taxonomy places the organism in Eukaryota, Viridiplantae, Streptophyta, Magnoliopsida, Solanales, Solanaceae. The record is from RefSeq and is a predicted model, not a curated record. Gene Ontology annotation, molecular function: S-adenosylmethionine-dependent methyltransferase activity.
AACCCUACUGAAUGCACUUUUGUUGUCUUUUUUUAAAAAACAAAUUCUAAGCAGCCUUUAACGUUUUGCUCGCCAAGUUGAUGUCACUAUAAAAUUUUAUAUCUUAUCUAAAAAGCAAUGGUGGACCCAUCCUUUUGAAAUCCUGGAUUCGCCUCUGAUUGUAUGAUAAUACUGUAUUAGUGGAUACAAUAUUUAGAGAAACUGCAUCGUUUCUUACGAUGUAAUAGCAUGCAUGUUUAUUCUGGUUUGACUGUAUAUUAUGCUAAUAGUAACUGCUAAAUUUACUAAAAUAUGACAAUACUUGUGUAUAUGCUAAAUUGGAAUAUCAAGGGUAAAGGGUAAAAUAUGAAAUGCUAUCAAAUGAGGAUAUAAUAAGAAAAAGAAAUAAGGUAACAACAGAAACACACCAAAUCAAUUGUUUCAAAAAGUGGAUAUUUUCAUCGUUACAUGAUUUAACGAUACUAUACAGUAAAACCUUAAGAACAAUCAAAACAAGCCAUAUUUGAUGUAACAAUACAAUAUGACAGGUAACAACGAUCCAGAACAGGGGCAAAAUGCCGUGUGAUAACCCACAACUUCGAUGGUCCAACUAAUUAAUAGCUUAAGAUCACUAGGCAGUCCAGAAAGUGUGCUCGAGAAAAAUGUCUUCUCAAAAAUAAAAAGAUAAAUAUUGUUCUUUCAUCCGAUGUGGGACUCUUCGACACCCCCAACUCACGCCCGGGGCUGGACAUGUGAAGCGUGGACAAUUUUAAUAUAAGGGCCCAACAUCGGUAAACAAGAAUUGGGAUGGGCCCUGCUCUGAUACUGCGUAAAGAGAUGGAUCUUGGGCCUAAUAACUCGACCCCAAAAGCUAGCUGAUGAGGUGAGGAUUGCCAAGUCCAUAUAAGGAGACCACCCAUCCCUUUUUCAUCAAUGUGGGACUCUUCAACACUUUUUGGCAGCAAGAUUAGUUCCAUCACAGUAUCUUGAGAAAAUGUCUGAAAAGGGUGUAUGGCCCUCCUCUACAUACGGAGCCGGAUAGCCAUUCUUCACAUCUCAAACUAUGAUGAAGGAAGAGUGACGCUCAUUUCUUCUGUUGACAACAUUACAAAGUAUUUGAAUCCCACAAAAUUGAAUACUUGAGAACUGCAGCUAUUAGUUGCUGGAAGGUACAUCACAUGCAGCAAACGUAGAGUGCAGCUGAAAUAGGAAAGUGAAGCAACAUAAAAGGAACUGUAAGAUAUGGCACAACUAGCCAUGUGAAAUAUAUACGAGUGAUGGCCAAGUAUCAUGGAGACCAAGCAUUUUCCCUUAUAAAUAGGGAUAUAUAUUUAAGACACCACCCCGAGGAGAAUUGGAAGCUUUGCUAGGUUGGUUCAUCAAAUUUUCCGGUGAGAAAUUGGAUAAUCUGAUCAGGUAUGCUAUAUUUAAUUUGAGCUGGUUUCUUAUUCACAGGAAAGUAACUUUUUUUUUUUUUUUUUUUUUUUAACGUGCUGAUGAACUUGUAAUUGCUAGUUUAUCAGUGAGUGGAAAAAUAUAAGAUAAAAGGCAAGAACCUAUAGCUUUGGACAUUAAUUUAUUUUUUUCCACUCCAUGAUUAAUGCAAGAAUAUAUUCAAAAUGCUGUGUAGUAUAGCUUAAGAUCGUUAGACAGCCCGAAAAUAGUAUUUGAGAAACUGGCUUCUCUAAAAAUAAAAAGAUUUUAAUAUUUCUCUUUUUUUCUAUUAUCCUUUUCGGCAGCUAGAUAAGUUCCACCACAGUAUUUUGAGAAAAUAUCCAAAAAGGCUACAAAAACUUCCACGUUAAGAUCUGCACACAGUUCCGCUGUUAGCUUUGAAGUUCUAGGUCAUCAACUUCAGUUUUUCCAGGAAAGAGAUAGUCGGUUUUCUCCAUCUGAAUUGAGAGGAAAGCGUGUGAUUGAACUAGGGGCAGGUUGUGGCGUAGCAGGAUUUGGCAUGGCAUUGCUUGGAUGUGACGUAGUUUCAACUAAUGUAGCUGAGAUUUUGCCGUUGCUAAUGAAAAAUAUGAAGCUUAACCCUUCCACCGUUAUGCAGAGUACAGCCUCAGAGGUUGCAGAGCUGGACUGGGGUAAUGAAAAUCAGAUGAAGGCCAUUGGCUGUGGCCUUCCAUUCGACUAUGUCAUUGGGACUGAUGUUGUAUAUGAAGAGCAUCAAUUGGAACCACUUCUGCAGACAAUAAUUGAACUUUCUGGACCAGAGACGACAGUUUUGUUGGGGUAUGAAAUCCGAUCAACAAAUCUCCAUGAAAAGAUGCUUGAGAUGUGGAAGAGAAAUUUUGAGGUCCAAACUGUUCCAAAGGAAGAGAUGGAUGGUACUUACCAACACCCAAGUAUCCAGAUUUACAUAAUGUGCUCAAAACAACAAGCAAAUGCUUCAGAAAUUGGAGUCAAUCAAGAUGAUGUAAAUAACUAAGAAAAACAUUUAGUGCAACUACUUUUAUUAACUUUAAAAUAAUGUAACAUUUAAAGUCACUUUCUUACCAUUGUCGCUGAAAUACUUUGAUCUCUUAAUUCUUUCAUCUCCAUAACCACGAUCCGUUACACUCUUA